Halichondria panicea is the source of this 4295-nucleotide messenger RNA. RefSeq lists its product as uncharacterized. Gene Ontology annotation, molecular function: protein binding. The coding region runs from base 228 to 4208 and encodes 1326 amino acids. The record is from RefSeq and is a predicted model, not a curated record. Gene Ontology annotation, biological process: metal ion transport; cell communication. The transcript has 21 exons. Gene Ontology annotation, cellular component: membrane. NCBI's taxonomy places the organism in Eukaryota, Metazoa, Porifera, Demospongiae, Suberitida, Halichondriidae.
GGCGGGGCAGUCUGUGUACAGUCUGUGUAAACCAUCUCUCUGUUCUUUAACGAAACACGCGACCCAUCGUCUGAGCUAGCUGCAUGCAGUGAGUGUAGACUAGCAACAGAUCCAGCAAAACUCAGUGACUGAGCCUAACCUACGUCCUGGUGGAGAGCUGAUGUACCUGGCAAAUUUAGACUCUAAACUGUUGUAAGACUUCUUCACUGCAAUACACCUCAAUCACUAUGACUACACAACCAGGAGCGUACCAACUGACCAAAGUGUGCAUAAUCGUAUGGAUACUUGUUCUUCUUGCACUCUUCUCACCGAUAUCAGUGAACUGUUUCUAUGCACAGCCUGAGGCUGUGACUUUCAGCAUUCAGCCACCGACGAACGUGGUCACCUGUGCUGGCUGUGGAGAGGUGGUGCUAACCUGUGGUAUCUCACUGCAACGUGCAACAACUAAUCUACCUGUACCAGAGCUGAGGUGGACCUUCAAUGGUGCUAUGCUUUUGUCAGAUAGUGACUCCAAUGGUACACACUUCUGGAUCACCCUCGUACUCUCCCAACCCACCCCUUCCCAGUCCGGAGUGUAUCAGUGUAGCGCUACCGAUGGCAACAGUGCAAGCUAUUGUGGAGUAGACCACCUCCCUUGUAUCACUACAGUUACCCUUAGCAACGAAGCACGGGUUGAAAUAAUAAAUGAUACUGUUGAAGUUGAAAAUGUAGCAGUAUCAAGUUGCUCGUCACUACUGUUGAGAUGUGGCUCGUUAAGCCAAUUGGGACCAAAUGUAGUUAAUCAGCUACACUGGACUAGGAAUGGACAUCAAAUUGAGGGAGACCAAGUUCUAACGAAUGGCGACCUUGUUUUAAGCGAUCACGGUAACAGCACUCGUAAUGGACUAUACCACUGCUUGUUGAGGACAGCUCAUGGUAGCAACUUAACUGUUGCAAGCUAUAACAUCACUGUAAAAGAAGAUAGUGUGCAAGAUGAAAACAAUGAUUCAAUUGAAAUAAUCGCAUCAAGACGUGCCUACCUUGAAAGUGAAACUGUCAGUUUAGUGUGUGCAUACAAUAUCAGCUCAACCUCAUGCCCCACUGUUUCUUGGAGCUUGAAUGGAAACGCCAUCUCUGGUACCACAGUGCUUACUCUCGAAAGGUCCUCUACUAAGCGGUCAGGACUCUACUGCUGUGCAGUAAAUACUAGUGGUGCCUUGCACGAGACUUGUCUAGAAGUUCAAGUCUUUUCGAAUAUCGUCUCGUCCCAAAUUGAAAUUAGCACAGUAUUCCCUGAACAUUCAAGUGAUAGCCUGGAGAUUACAUCACUUUUGCCUGAUAACCAUUCGUUGAUCUGGUAUCACAAUGGAGUACGCUUGAAAGGGGAGACGAUAAAUUCGCUUAGUUUGCAGCUGGACGACACUGAGAGUGUGUACGGAGUGUAUCAGAGCUUUGUAGCCGUGCUAGAUCAUCCAAAAACCAUGACAUCAAUGACUAGAGUAAUGCCCCCUGGUCGGAGCAACCCCCCUUCACAGCCUCGGUUUAGAGAGGUACCUCGAGCCACUGAGUUAUCAGGAUUCUUCAUUGCUGUGACAUGGGAUGCACCGCUCUACAAUGGAGGGUCAAGUCAGCUCCAGUAUCAACUACAAGAUACACGACUCGACCAGGAAUGGACUGUGAAUACAACAUCACAUGAGCUGCUUGUAUCUCUGUUCCAGAAUUUUAUAUAUUCUGUACUAGUUGUUGACUCAAGAGGCGUGAUUGUUAGUGACAAAAGUGCUAAGCUACAGGAUAGAACUGACUUUCCUGACUGUCAGCAAGACAGAGUUCUCUUCCCUCCAAUGAUUGACCUGACAUGUGACAAUGGAAGGGUGGAUGUAUCGCUGACGGAUAAUGAGAGAAACACUAUAAAUGGUUUCAUUAGCAGAUCUCAAAAUCGGGUUUACUAUGUUCAAGGGUCUUGUACUACUCAAAAUGAGACCAUCACGAUUAACCAGAAAUUUAGAGAGAUGUCUUCCAGGCUAGAGUUCUUGCCACACAACACACACUGCACCCUGAGAGCUGCAGCAACUACUGAAGAUUUUGCUGCAAUAAAUACAGAAGGUUGUACUACCUGCUUCUGUGUGGAUCCAGACAAUAUUGAAUACACUGCAGCACCUGUGCAAUGCAUUGUUUCUGGUACUGUUAGAGUGAGCUUUGAACAAACUGUGUAUGAAAUUGUCGAGGACGAGCGUACACUACGAGUGUGUGUAAGCAUGGAAACUAUGGAAGCUUUUUCAAGUAAUUUUGCAGUCCAAAUCACUUCCACCGACAAAUCAGCUCAAGGGGGUGUUGACUUUGAGGUAUUGUCUACCGAAGUCACGUUAACUGGAAACAGUACAUGUCUCGAUGUCACGGUGAUAGACGAUUCAGUUGUUGAGAGCACGGAAACAUUCACUCUCACUCUGUCAUCGGCAGACCAAUUAAUUAGUGUCAUGAAUGGAGUGGCAGCAAUCAGUAUACUGGACAAUGACACUGUUACCCUCUCACUAAGUGAGCCUUCUGGAGCAGAUGAGAGCACACAGAGUGUUGAGUUGUGCGUGAGAGUGGAAGGGACACUAGAGAGAAAUGUGACCAUCUUCAUCAACACAUAUUCUGCCACUGCUCAAGAGGGAAAUGAUUUUGUUGGAAUUCAUGAAGAAUUGACUCUGUCAGCUGAAGAUUGUGUGCUGGUUGAGUUCCUUAACGACUCCAUUCUUGAGAAGGAGGAAUAUUUCAUUGUAGCCAUUAACAGCUCUGAUCCUGAUGUCCUUAUCUCAAAAGGAGAGAGUAUAGUGCAGAUUUUGGACGAUGAUCAUGUGAUCGUCUCUUUACUUGGAGAUACUAAUCGUACGAUUAAUGAAAGCGAUGGUUUCGUCCAGCUGUGCAUUGAAGCAGAGGGGGAAAUUGACAGGAACUUUACGAUCUUUAUGGCAUCAAUUCCCAAAACAGGAAUAGAACAAAGAGACUUCACUCCUAUUCAUAGACAGCUGACUCUGUCUGGUGGUGGUCACUGUGAGAACAUUGCAAUCGUGAAUGACUCUAUUCUGGAAACUGACGAGUCUUUUACAGUUACCAUUACCAGUUCUGAUCCUGGGGUUGUGAUCGCUAAAGGGAACGUUGUACUCACCAUACAAGAUGACGAUUAUGUGAGCAUUUACUUGAUUGGACCCUCUAGUAGUGUGAUGGAGAAUAAACCAUUUGUGCAACUGUGUGCAAAAAUGGAGGGUGUAGCAGAAAGAGCUGUCAGUAUUUUCGUUGAUGUAUCCCCAGGCAGUGCUCAAAAGGGCAGUGAGUACAACCAUCCACCACUUCUACCUCUCACGUUUGAGGCUGGCUCUAAUCAAGAGUGCAUAAAUAUAUCCAUUAUCAACGACAAUGUUGUGGAGAAUACAACGUCGUUCAGUGUCGGGAUUUCGAGUGUUGUCGAGGAUGUGAGUGUGAGGAUCAUCGGAGGGAGAAUUACGGUGGACAUCGUUGAUGAUGAUGAGGAGGAGCCCACAACAAUCUCCCCGAUUGUUGCUGGUGUGGUGUCCGGAGGUGUCGUGUUCCUCCUCGUUCUAGCUCUAGCUAUGGCUGCCGUCUGGAAGUACAGGAACUGCAGGAACUGGUCAAUGACAUAUGCUGAGAAACAGAAUAAACAGACUAAUUUAAAGACAGAGUACAAACUCAAACCAGACUUAGAAGACCAUAGCGUUGGUUUUGGGGUAUUACCUGCACCAUACAACAGUGAGCCCGAGGAAGACCAGAAAUCAAUGUAUGAGAUGUACGAUCCAUUGGGAAUAGUAGCUGAUAUCCAGUCACUACAAGAAUCGCCUUCCGUACGAACUAGGAACACAUUACUUUCGCCGUACAGUCGUCAACAGUUGGAAAGAGAUGUCGUGGAUUUCUGCCGAGUUGACACCAGUGGAAUGGGUACAGACUCAUAUAUUUAUUGGAAGGAGGAAAGCGUGAUGUCACAAAACACGCUAUCCUCGGGGAAAAAUGGAAUUGCACAGAGCACUGAUUCGUUACUCUCUCCAUCUGCAAGUGGAAUUGAAAAAAAUGUCUCUCGGAAUUAUGAUCUCUCACUUUCCACUGCACAGAACAGUGACGUAUCGUUAAAUUUUAACUCGAGUAAUGUUCAGCAUUUAUCCAACAAUGGAACUCCUACACAAGCUAUAACACUCCCCCGACAUAACAUGAUGUCACUUCUUUCUGUGCAGCAUUAAUAGUCUGUUCUCACUUAUCCCCAUCCCAUCAUAAAAUUAUAUUAUAAUUAUGUACAACUGAAAGUGAAAUGACAAUAUAGUAAUUAA